ACUGGUGGGACAACAAACAAAAGACAACACUCAUGAAGGCAAGUGGUCACUGACACUUAAUACAAUGUAAUGUUCAUGAAAAGUGGCGAAUACUCUUCAUGCGUGCAACUUCCAACGUCCUCUGUCAACCAAUCUAAGUGGCGCGCGAGCACGAGGAGAAUAUGCAACCGCCAAGCAGGAGUUGUGCCUAAUCAGGUGACUAGAGAUUGUUUUUGAUGUAUGCCAGGGAGUGCGACAUUUCAACGUAGAGCGGAAGACCCUCCCGUGACCAUGUUAACAGAUCUCAUUGACACGCAGCCUCAGAGAGGGUCAGCCUUGCCACAAGCGAGCUCCGCAGUGCGCGACAGCACUCCACGUGUUACCCGCGCGGCCACCCGCCCGCAUUGUGGCCCGGCGGUCCCGAACGACGGCGUUGUAUCGCGCAGCUCGGGUCAAGCGCGCGACUCCCACAGUGCGGCGGACUCAAAACCACGCGCUGCUACACCUGCAGACUCGUGCGCUCACCUGCUGCUGGCCUGCCUCUCCUGCCAAUGCUCCGUGCUGCUGCUGGCGCUGCUGGAGGCCUGCGCGUCGGGCUCGCUCAGCCUCUGCGCCUGCUGCUGCGGCGCCUGCACCCGCUGCUGCGGCGCGCUGCAUCAGGCGCCCGUGGAGGAGCUCGCCUGCCACGCCCACUGCCACUCGGUCCUCUUCCAGUCCUGCGGCGAGUCUACAGAGUGUCUGGAGUUUUGUAUGGAGUGCUGCCGGAUUUGCCACCGCAACUAGGGGACGACAAGGACUGAAAAAGAACUGCGAAAAAAAUAAGAAUGAGAAUGCAGUGAGAUGAAAUGAUGAACUUUGGGGUUGAUACCUUUGUGCAAGUGGACAGUCACUCUUUCUCAUGUCCAAAUUGAAAUUGUGCUCCACAUAAGCGAGCAUGUAAAGGUGCCGUUUUAUCAUCUCAUUUGUUAUGAUGAUGACAGUGUCGGCAAAAAAAAAAAGAUUACUUAUUUCCUCUGAGGUUUUGGAACAAAACAGAAACAAAACAGCGAGUAGCUUUUGAAGUAUUAAAAUAAAUGCGCCAGGGCCAAUUAUCUGUCAGUGAAGUUUUGUUGGACAGCCAGUGUGGGACUCAUCAAAUUGAUUUUUUUUUAAAUUUCAAAACUAUCUACUUCGAGGGGAGGGCGGGGGGGGAAGAAAUAUUGUUUCCGUACAUUAAGCGCCAUUUAAUGACUCUGACCCGCAUAAGAAGGGCCCUCCUUGUUCAUUAUCGGAGAGCAAAGUGUCUUGUUGUAAUAUCGCGGCAUUGACUUCCACGUGAAGAGCCGAGGAGCGGGGCGACACCGAGUUUGUCAUCUCCCCCCCUUGAAUCCCUUCACGUAUUUGUCUUAGAACAUAAAAGAAAGCUUUAAGUCUGCCUAAGAUCUUCAAGACGGAUGGCGGUUUUUCUUUAAAAAGGACGUCAAGUGGGAUGACAAGCAGAGAGUAAACAGCCAAAAAUAAAACGGCAAGCAAUAAAAAAAUAAAAAUGAUUGUCAAUCCGUCUGGAGGGGGAGCCAGGAGGUGCGUUUAAAUGGCGUUUAAGACAAUUGUUAUUCUGCUGCUGACAAGAAAGAGUGGCGAUGUCUCAUUUGGACUGCAGCGGGUGGACGCUAACAAACAUACACCCGCGUUUGUUCCGCUUGUCCGUCUCAAUUUGUUCUACUCUCAAGCCACAACCGAGGACUCCGAACUUCCACUCUGCAGGUACAUUAUUCUGGCUACAUUGACACCAUCUUCUCGGCGACCACGGCAAUCACCUUUCAGGCCAGACAACACGGGAAAAAGAAAUAUUGUAGUCAACAGGAUUGGACUGUAUAAAAACACGAUCCACAUCACCAACCCAGGCGGAAAACGCAGGCACAAAACGUGAGUGUACCUAAAGCGGUGUGCCCUUCCUUGUUGCGUUAGCGUCUAUUGGCGGUUGGGAAGCCAGCUUCACCCUUUCAUGCAUCCAGUAACCUGAUAACAUGAUAAGCCGUCCACUGUAGUCACCGCUGUCCCUGAAAGAGUUAAUAGCGUCAUGGCUAAAGUCAAUUUUGAAAAACAAGAAAAAAAACACAUGGUCAGUAAAUGAGAAGAUUGCCUUGAUUCAACCUUACCAUGCCAAAAAUAUGAAUCACGAUUAAUUGAGGAAUAAUUAAAAACCAUAAUUUAGUUUUGGUACAAAACAAGAAAAAGGUAAAAAAUAUGAAGAAAAAUACAAUUCUUAUCUAGGUUCCUUUUGCGGCACACAAAAGACCGCAAGCCAAUGUGUUAAGUAAGUUAACAACUCAAACUGAAGUAAAUGAAGAAAGUGUCUUCCACGUUAA
Molecule: messenger RNA, 2327 nt
Organism: Hippocampus comes (tiger tail seahorse)
Lineage: Eukaryota; Metazoa; Chordata; Actinopteri; Syngnathiformes; Syngnathidae
Product: myoD family inhibitor-like
Exons: 3
Coding region: 220-762 (180 amino acids)
Source: RefSeq, a predicted model, not a curated record